AUGCAGAGACAGAAGACUAAUCGCCAUCGCCUCGUUCUCCCCGCAGGCGGUGGCACUCCCGAAUUACCAUCCAGUCAGUCUCUACCUGCAAAUCAGCAGCGAGUCCAACUAGGCGCCGUCGUCCUUGUUCUCUUCCGAUUCUACCCCGCCGCGACUCUCCGUCGAGGGCCGCGGAUCGGAACACUGGCGUCCUCACGGGCGACUGGCCGCUUGAGCCUGAUCUCCAGGCACCUCGAGCAGCGUCUACCGUUGCCCGAGCUCAACACGCCCUUCUCGACCGAAAGGAUCUCCGUCGAACCGGACGACCUAGAGUAUAAACCCAUCGAUCGAACAAUCUCCUCCUUAUCCCCCGCAACUCCAUCCAGACAGCCCAGAUCAAACGCCAGGAUGUCAUCCCAAGCCCCUCAUUCCACUCUCUUGAUCCCAGGACCCAUCGAAUUCGACGAUGCGGUCCUGCAGUCCAUGUCCCACUAUGCUGAGAGCCACGUUGGCCCGGCCUUCGUCAAGGUCUUUGGAGAAUCAUUGACUCUUCUGCGGAAACUCUUCCAGACCAGCAACCCCGCCUCGCAGCCGUUGAUCAUCUCCGGUAGUGGUACUCUGGGAUGGGAUAUCGUGUCGUCGAACCUGAUCGAGAGGGGCCAGGAUGCGCUCGUCCUCCACACCGGUUACUUCGGUGACUCUUUCGCUGCCUGUCUUGAGACCUACGGCGCGCAGGUCACGCAGCUCAAGGCUCCCAUUGGCGAGAGACCAUCGCUCUCCGAGAUUGAACAGGCGCUGAAGCAGAAGUCGUACAAGGUUAUUACUAUCACGCACGUCGACACCUCUACUGGAGUGUUGAGUGACAUCAAGGCCAUUGCUGAGCUUGUCCGCCGUGUCAGCCCGGAGACGCUGGUCGUCGUUGAUGGGGUGUGCAGUGUCGGAUGCGAAGAGAUCGCUUUCGACCAAUGGGACCUGGACGUCGUCCUGACGGCCAGCCAGAAGGCCAUCGGCUGUCCUCCCGGUCUGAGCAUCCUGAUGCUCUCUGAGCGUGCCAUCAACCGCUUCCAGUCCCGCCAGAGCCCUCCUGGAUCCUACUAUGCUUCCCUCAAGAACUGGCUACCCAUCAUGCAGAACUACGAGGCCCUCAAGCCUUCCUACUUCGCUACUCCUCCCACUCAGCUCGUCCACGCUCUGCACACCACUCUAUCCCAGAUCACUGGAAACAUGGCUGAGCGCUUCGCCGUGCACACCAAGGCCUCUGACCGUGUCAAGGCCAGCGUUGCCGAACUCGGUCUCACCCAGCUGGCCGUCAAGCCCGAGAACCAGGCGCACGCCAUGACUGCCAUCCGUCUCCCCGAGGGCAUCGCUGCUGCGGACGUUCUCCCUGGCUUGGCCAAGCGCGGUGUCGUCUUCGCUGGCGGUCUUCACAAGGAGAUUGCCACCAAGUACAUCCGAUUCGGCCACAUGGGCGUCAGCGUCACUGACCCCGCCCGCGGUGAUAUCGACAAGGCCAUUGCGGCUCUGAAGGAGUCCAUCACUGAAGCCAAGAAGGCAAAGGGUCUGUAAAUAGUUGCACAUAUCAACAUCUAGCGUUAGAUUCCCACCCAAAAAAACAUCAGGCUUCUUGGAACGCAAUAAUAGGAAGGAGGGGGCAAGGAUCCAAAAAAAAAGUGUACACGGGGGCUAUUUCAGGCACAUAAAAUUCAGAACGAGUGAAUGAAAAUGAAACCAAACUAAAACUUCAUCUUCAAAAGACUGUCAUCCUUACUGUAAACUAUAAAUAACAUUGGCCAAGGCCACAUUUGCCGUAAGUUAG
Messenger RNA from Paecilomyces variotii, 1795 nucleotides. Its product is annotated as aminotransferase. Gene Ontology annotation, molecular function: L-serine:pyruvate transaminase activity; L-alanine:glyoxylate transaminase activity. The transcript is spliced from 4 exons. Bases 1 to 1545 code for a protein of 514 amino acids. Gene Ontology annotation, cellular component: peroxisome. The record is from RefSeq and is a predicted model, not a curated record. Lineage: Eukaryota; Fungi; Ascomycota; Eurotiomycetes; Eurotiales; Thermoascaceae.